CUCCUCUAACUCCGCAUCCACCAAAGCGGCCGCGCUCUGUCGCUGGCCUCGAGAGCUCAGCACCCUCUCACCCCGCCGCCGCCGCCGCCGCCGCCGCCGCGCCGCGAACAUGAAGGCCAUCGGGAGCGGCGGGGAGUGGUGGUGGAACCUACCAUCUCUCCGCCGCAAGUCGGACUCCCGCCGCCGCGGCCGCCGCAACACCGACCCCCGCGGCCGACGCCGCGGUGCCCCGCGGGAGCCGCGCUCGUCGUCGUCCUCGGAGUCCAUCGGCCGGAGCAGCGGCUGGCCCGUAGAGUUCCCCUUCAGGCAGGCGCUCACUGCCGCCUCUCUCACCUUCACCGGGGACACCAUCGCGCAGGUCCGCGGCCGCAUCGUCGACCGCCGAAGACGCGGCACCGAUCCCGACAGCAAGGAACUCAUACCAGACAUAUUGCUGAAUCAUGAUUGGCUUCGUGGAUUUCGUUUGGCUUCUUAUGGAUUCCUUCUUUAUGGCCCAGGAUCCUAUGCAUGGUAUCAGUUUCUUGAUCGGUGUAUGCCCAAGCAGUCAUUUGUAAAUUUGUCAGUUAAGGUCAUACUGAACCAGAUCGUGCUUGGUCCUUGUGUUAUUGCUGUAGUUUUUGCUUGGAACAACUUAUGGUUAGGGAAAUUAUCAGAGCUGCCAUCUAAAUAUCAGAAUGAUGCGCUUCCUACACUUCUAUAUGGGUUUAAGUUUUGGAUUCCUGUGUCAAUUGUCAACUUUGGGAUGAUUCCUUUGCCAGCUCGUGUUGCCUUUAUGUCCUCUUGUUCCAUUUUUUGGAACUUUUAUCUAUCGACUGCUAUGAACAAAUGAAUCUUAUUGUUCAUCAGGAUAUGUAUGAGCCCCGUUCAUCAUGUUAUCUACCCCCAAUAAUAAAUUUAUGCUCCGGUUAUUGGUUAUAUCCAUCCAACAGAGAAGAAUGUGAAGGAGAUAGUUUUGACAGGCAUAACAGUAAUGUGAGGUUUCCUCCCCUUGAACAGUUCCGGUGCAUCAGCAUAAGGUCGCUGUAAAACUUAUUCAAGAUGUUGACGAGCAUAACAUCAAUGGAGGACGUGAAGUUUUGUCUGAUCAUGUAUGAAGCACCUGCCUCCAGUAUGACUUCAAAACUCAAAAGGCGUUCAAUUUAUUAUUUUGGAUAUGUGCUGCAUUAGCUCACUCCAAUGACAAUGGCAUAUUGACAGUCAUCUCUGAACAGAGAUGCAGGUGUAUUAGUUAUGCUAUGAGAAUUUGUGAAUUCAGUGCCGGAUGUUGUAUCUGAAAUUCCAUCUCAAAUAAAAAAUAUCUUUUCAAAAAAAAA
Messenger RNA from Panicum virgatum (switchgrass), 1313 nucleotides. Its product is annotated as protein Mpv17-like. The transcript has 6 exons. Gene Ontology annotation, cellular component: membrane; cytoplasm. The record is from RefSeq and is a predicted model, not a curated record. The coding region runs from base 110 to 829 and encodes 239 amino acids. NCBI's taxonomy places the organism in Eukaryota, Viridiplantae, Streptophyta, Magnoliopsida, Poales, Poaceae.